AUGCCAAAGCUGGCCUCGCCCUCACUGCGCUUACAAGCGCCAACCUUGAGCACGGCGGGCCGUAGCUUUGCAUCCUCACCACGAUGCCGGCUCGCCCAAGCGCGUCAUGGCAUCUUGAACGAGCCCUGGCUACCUCCACACUUGAACGGACCUUUCCCCACAACAUACUUCUCUCCUGUGAGAAUACACCGAGAAUUCAACGGGCUAGAAACAGGCCCACAAAAAGGUGACCACAAACCACCAGAUGAGCGGGUACUGAAGCUCGGAAAGACUCUACGAACACUUUCUCCUCUCCUGCCUACACUCCUCUACAAUACCCUUCCUGCGGGAAUUCUCGCGCCAAGCGUCAAUCUCCACCUCUUCCCAUCGACACACCCACAUCUCCCCACCGUCAAAGGCCGCACUCUAUAUCGCGCUGCACUGUGGACAGUUCCAGUAGCAUGGAGUAGUGUCCCGCUAGUGGGCAAUGUCAAGCUGCAAAUCCUCAGUGAGCGCAUCGUACGCGCAGGUACAGUUCUUGAUCCCGAGCACGCAGAGAACCACGAUUGCGGCGAUGAACGACUGGUUGUACGAUGGAAGACAGAACCACGAACGGAUAGCCGGCCUUUCCACGAGCCAAGGAGUGAUACGUCCUCUGAAAGGCGAGCGAAUAAUUCAAAUCCGUCACAAGCACCCGGUGCCGGCGCAGGAACCACUUCACAAUCCCCGCAACCCCAUAGUGGCGCAUCAUCAUCAUCGGCCAAGAACAGCACAAAUAAAGGACUAAGCGUCCUUCUCGGCGGCGAUGAACCGAUAUUUAAGCUCUCAAAAGAAGAGCAGUUCACUGGCCUUUUCAUUUUCUCGUUUGACGAGGCAGGGCGUAUUCUAACGCAUACAAUUGAACAUGCCGAUGAGGCAGAUGGAUGGGAUCGCACUGCCAAAUUUGUGACUUUGACUGACUGGCUGAUUGGCAAGGCGCGUGGAUCACUAGAUCCAGCGCCAAAUCCGGGCCUAAUCAUGGAGUCUUGCGAGGACUAUGGUAUACCGAAUGAUACUCGGUAUAUCCGAACCUGA
Molecule: messenger RNA, 1053 nt
Organism: Penicillium verhagenii
Lineage: Eukaryota; Fungi; Ascomycota; Eurotiomycetes; Eurotiales; Aspergillaceae
Exons: 2
Coding region: 1-1053 (350 amino acids)
Source: RefSeq, a predicted model, not a curated record